This is a messenger RNA of Diachasma alloeum, 566 nucleotides long. RefSeq lists its product as uncharacterized. The record is from RefSeq and is a predicted model, not a curated record. The transcript is spliced from 3 exons. The coding region runs from base 124 to 525 and encodes 133 amino acids. NCBI's taxonomy places the organism in Eukaryota, Metazoa, Arthropoda, Insecta, Hymenoptera, Braconidae.
GCGGAGUAAUCGUAAUAUUUAAAGUCGUGUUUUGGUUGUUGAAGGAUUUAAAUUUGUGAUUUUUUUUCCAAAGUGAAGAGUGUCUUUUUUGUACAAGUGGUAGUGAAUAUAUUUCAUUUCCCUAUGGCUGAUGCAACAAUAGAUGAGUUAUUCAUGCGGUGGGGGAUAAGUCUCUUACUAUCAGAUUUUCAACCUGCAAGAAAUCAUGGGAGUCACAUUGCAGCAGUGCUGUGUUAUUUUACUGGCGUGAGUCUUCUUUUUAUUGCCAUUUGGGUAAUUUUUUGUAUUCAAAAUUUAUUUGAACAUGUGAUUUUGUUUGUUAUAAGCAAAGAUAUCGGUAUUGAAGAAUUGAAGAAACUUUCGACGUCCGAAAUUGAAGCCAUUAUUGUACAUCCUCGAUUGGUAAAGGAAUUUCUAACUAAAUGGAAAACUGAAUGCAAAUCCAACACUAAAUUUGGCGGCGACCGGAUGACUGAACCUCUUCAACCAGAAAUUGUUAUACCAAAUGCAAAUGAAAGCAAUUAAGAAUCCAAGUUCAAGGGGUAUUGGAGAAAACAAUAAACUGC